This is a messenger RNA of Thecamonas trahens ATCC 50062, 1503 nucleotides long. RefSeq lists its product as uncharacterized. The record is from RefSeq and is a predicted model, not a curated record. Gene Ontology annotation, cellular component: transcription factor TFIIE complex. Gene Ontology annotation, biological process: transcription open complex formation at RNA polymerase II promoter; transcription initiation at RNA polymerase II promoter. The transcript has a single exon. NCBI's taxonomy places the organism in Eukaryota, Apusomonadida, Apusomonadidae. The coding region runs from base 1 to 1503 and encodes 500 amino acids.
AUGAUCGCGCAGGCGGCGAUGAAGAUGGGAGUGGCGCCGACGGUCAACGAUGCGACGGUCGGGUACGAGGUGCUCGCGGAGCUGACGCGCAAGGUGAUGCGUGCGUUCUACGACGGGCCGUCGAUUGUGCUGAUGGACAUGCUGCUGGCCAAGGCGCCGAUCAAGGACGACGACCUCAGAGAGCUGAUGAAGUUCCAGAAGAAGCAGCUGACGAUGUAUCUCAAGCCGCUGGAGCUGGAGCGGAUGGUGACCAAGAAGCGGAUCACAGCCGAGCCCGAGCUCGAGUUCAAGGAGGGCCACGAGUACACGAUUGCUGACUUUAAGGGGACAGCCAACGACUACUAUUGGAUCAACUUUAAGGGCGUGGUCGACGCGGUGACGUACCGGUUUGUCAAGAUGAAGAAGCAGAUGGAAGAGGCGAUCACGGCGGUGGCGCGGUUUGCCUUUGAGUGCAAGACGUGCGGCAAGAAGUUUGGCGACAUGGAGGCGGCGACGGGCCACUUUCGGUGUGCACGAUGCGGGGUUCGGCUCGAGCGGAUUGACGCCAAGACCGAGCACGCGUCGCUGCUGGCGCGCGAGAAGCGGCUCAACGAGCAGCUGGAUCCCAUCGGGCGGCUGCUUGAGCAAACGCAGCAGUUUACCUGGCACGUCGACGCCGACGGCAACAAUGCCAUCCUCACCGAGGAGGAGCUCAAGUGGAAGCUCAACGAAGAGGAGGAGACACGGCUGCGGCAGGUGCGGCAGGCCAAGCUCGGCAUGGGCGCGCAGCGGAUCACGGUCGACAUCCGGCCGUCGUCGGCACACGCCUCGCGCGAAGCCGGCGGCAUGACCGAGCUGCCGGCGUGGAUGGUGGCGCCGGCCGUCCCGCCGCCGUCCGAGACCGAUCCGCAGAUCAAGGUCUCGCGGUUUGCCAUUGCCAACGAGGACCUUGUCCUCCGCGAGGCGCGGAUUCAGGCGCGGGCGCGAACGGCGGCGGCGCAGGGCACCACCGUCGACGUCUCGCAGCUCGAGCUUGGCGGUGGGCGCGAGUCGGCGCUCGCCCGCUCGCAGCGGCUCGUCCGCAAGCUCGACGAGGUCCGUGUUCGCGGCGCAAGCAGCAGCGACGCCGGGCGGGCACGGCGGCCCAGUGCGCGCCGAUGGAGCUCGAGAGCACGAGCAGGCCACAGCCGCGGGCCGGCCCGAGGGCCCGCGGCCCUGUCGUCACCUUUGUCGAGAUCUCGCCCGACGGCGCACCGGUCAUCGAGCAGACGACCGAAGACCUCGAGCUCGAGCGCGAGCUCGACUCGAUUUUCCAGGCCCAUGGCCGUAAGCGGCGGCGGGCCGGGCAAGCCGACGGAGUGGCGCAUAUGGACGAGGCCGGCGAGUACGACGACGAGUACGACGGUGGCGGCGAGGGCGAGGACGACGAGAACGAGGGCUUUGAUCCGUCGACGGCCACCGUCAGCGUGUGCGGGCAAGCAGUGGUGGUGGACCAAGUCACGCCAGCGCAGGUUUCUGCCAUGA